AGCAGUUGGAAAAUCUAUAAAAGAUAAGAUAGGAAGAACAAGAUCAGCUCUCUCUCGUCCACUUACCUAUUUGUGCAUCUCAUCAUCGCCAUGGACAAUACAUCUUUCUCUAGCAACGAAGGUAAACCAAUUAGAUGCAAAGCAGCAAUAUGUAGAAAAGCAGGAGAAGCAUUGGUGAUUGAAGACAUCCACGUGGAUCCACCUCAACCUUAUGAAGUUAGGAUUAAGAUUUUAUGUACUUCUUUAUGUCACACUGAUCUUACUUUCUGGAAACUAGACUUCGGACCGAUUUCAAGGUUUCCUAGGAUUCUUGGACAUGAAGCAGUCGGUGUGGUCGAGAGCAUUGGUGAAAACGUGGUAGGAUUUAAACAAGGCGACGUCGUUUUGCCAGUGUUUCACCCUUAUUGUGAAGAAUGCAAAGACUGCAAAUCUUCAAAAACCAACUGGUGCGAGAGAUAUGCUGAAGAUUUCAUAUCAAACACAAGACGAUAUGGAAUGGCUUCAAGAUUCAAAGACUCUUCGGGAGAAGUUAUUCACCAUUUUCUCUUUGUCUCGAGUUUUUCCGAAUACACCGUCGUGGAUAUUGCACAUCUUGUCAAAAUAUCUCCUGAAAUCCCUGUUGAUAAAGCGGCUUUGCUCAGCUGCGGUGUCUCCACAGGAAUUGGAGCAGCUUGGAAGGUAGCUAACGUUGAAGAAGGCUCCACCGUUGCAGUUUUUGGCCUUGGUGCUGUUGGACUUGCGGUUGCAGAAGGAGCUAGACUACGUGGGGCUGCAAAGAUCAUUGGUAUUGAUACCAAUCCUGAUAAAUUCGAGCUAGGUAAGAAAUUUGGUUUUACGGAUUUCAUCAAUCCUACCUUAUGCGGAGAAAAGAAGGUUAGUGAGGUGGUUAAAGAAAUGACAAAAGGAGGCGUUGACUACAGCUUCGAAUGCGUUGGCUUAGCUUCUUUACUUAACGAGGCUUUCAUCAGUACCCGCACGGGAACAGGUAAAACAGUAAUGUUGGGGAUGGAGAAGCAUGCAGCACCAAUUAGUUUGGGUAGUUUUGAUCUUUUAAGAGGCAGAAAUAUUUGCGGAAGCUUGUUCGGUGGUCUAAAAUCCAAACUUGAUAUUCCCAUUCUCGUGGAUCAUUACCUUAAAAAGGAGCUCAAUUUGGAUAGUUUUAUCACACAUGAAUUAAAUUUUAAGGAAAUCAAUAAGGCUUUCGCAUUAUUAGAGGAAGGAAAGUCUCUCCGCUGCAUUCUAUGGAUGGAUAAGUAAUGGUUCUUGUUUAGAUUAUUUUCCUUUGUCUUUCAAAAUGCUUUGUUCUUGUUACCUUGCACAUUUUGUUAUAUUAACAAGAGCCAGAAACUUAUCUUUGGCACUUGGAGUCCAAACCCCUUAAAAUUGUGUUUACUAAACCCCUUCUAUUAAUUUGUAGAUCAAUGAUUGUUAUA
This is a messenger RNA of Arabidopsis lyrata subsp. lyrata, 1433 nucleotides long. Its product is annotated as alcohol dehydrogenase-like 1. The record is from RefSeq and is a predicted model, not a curated record. The transcript is spliced from 9 exons. Gene Ontology annotation, biological process: formaldehyde catabolic process. Gene Ontology annotation, cellular component: cytosol. Lineage: Eukaryota; Viridiplantae; Streptophyta; Magnoliopsida; Brassicales; Brassicaceae. Gene Ontology annotation, molecular function: zinc ion binding; S-(hydroxymethyl)glutathione dehydrogenase [NAD(P)+] activity. The coding region runs from base 91 to 1257 and encodes 388 amino acids.